Messenger RNA from Ambispora gerdemannii, 1092 nucleotides. Lineage: Eukaryota; Fungi; Glomeromycota; Glomeromycetes; Archaeosporales; Ambisporaceae. The record is from the annotation of a GenBank genome assembly.
AUGACGCGUGUCAUGCGAUCUUCCACGCGUAAGCGUACAGAAAUCAGUUUGGCCUCCAAUAAAAGGAGCGUAGUGAAAGCAGUUCAAAAUAAGAGUAAAGUAGUACCGGUGAAUCCAGAUCUGAACACGUCCGAAGUUGCUGUCGUCGAUAAGAUUCAAGAUGAAUCAACGACGACAACAAUGACGGCAGAACCGGAAGAAUCUGCAAGAUCAACAGACAAAAUGGAAAUAAAAGCAGAGCAAGACGAAGAAUCAGCUCAAAACAAAUGCCUCGCCAUAUCCAUCCCUCCAGAGAUUUUUAUUGAGAUAUGCAAGAAUCUACCACCAGCCGAUCUCUUAAGACUCGCGAGAACUUGCAAAACUUUUCAUGCCUGGUUAUCCUCCAAAGAGUCUGUCACGACUCAACGAAUCUGGGCCGCCUCUAGAAAAGAAUUCGUCCGAUAUCUUACUUUACCACCUCCCAGAGGAAUGGACGAGAUUGCGUAUAUACGUCUUGCUCUAGAGAAAGGAUGUCAAAUUUGCGGCGCUAAACUUGUGCGAAAAAUCUAUUGGGCGUUUCGUGCUCGGAUUUGUGGUUCAUGUUUUCAGAGAAAGACUAUCACGAAUCACGAUAUCAAAACAGAUGCAAGGUUUAAACGUCGUAAUACGCGCAAUAUCUUGGCAGGCCUUCCAUUUGUUGAUGCACAUGUAUUUCGUAGACUUGGCAAUCGACGAUACUAUUGGAUUGACGACGUGUUGGAAAAUGCAAAAACAUAUAAAUCUCUCCCUUCCAAAAAACGUCAGGAUUGGUUGAUUAAGAGACAGAAAAAAGGUGCGAAACUCAUGAGAAAUGCGAGAGCUCUUGAAAUGGCAUUCCUUAGAGAAGAACGAAUCCGAUCGAUAGAAUUAAGAGGUUUACUUCUUGCCAAAAGAGAAGAACUCCAUAAGAGAACCGAAAUUAUGGCUCAGACUAAAGACGCAUCAAAUAAUUUUUAUGAUAUCGAUCGUCUUCGGAGAUGUGCGUCUUAUCAAAAGGCAUAUAAACGCCCGUAUCCCUUGACUGAUCGUGCUUGGAACAUGUUGUAUAGAAAAUUGGUUAAAGAGUAUAUAUAA